Molecule: messenger RNA, 5616 nt
Organism: Chroicocephalus ridibundus (black-headed gull)
Lineage: Eukaryota; Metazoa; Chordata; Aves; Charadriiformes; Laridae
Gene: BEST3
Product: bestrophin 3
Exons: 10
Coding region: 142-2148 (668 amino acids)
Molecular function (GO): chloride channel activity
Source: RefSeq, a predicted model, not a curated record
UCAGGUUAAGGGAAGAGCAAGGUGACAAUUGCAGACCUGAAGGGGACUUUAUUUGGGACGUCUGAGGAAGAGGAAGGGUCCGGGAUUUGCCUUUGGCCUUGGAUUGCCAAAUAAAAAUAGCAGGCACAGCCUGCCAAGACGAUGACAGUCACUUAUUCCAGCAAAGUAGCAAAUGCCACUUUCUUUGGAUUUCACAGAUUACUCCUAAAGUGGAAAGGCAGCAUCUACAAAUUGCUGUACAGAGAAUUUAUUGUUUUUGCUACUCUUUACACAGCGAUAAGUGUGUUAUACAGAUUUUUUCUUACAGGUAGCCAAAAACGGUUCUUUGAAAAAUUAUCAAUUUACUGUGACAAAUAUGCUGAACAAAUCCCGGUAACUUUUGUGCUCGGUUUCUAUGUUACUUUGGUGGUGAAUCGCUGGUGGAACCAGUUUGUGAACUUACCAUGGCCGGAUCGACUGAUGUUCCUCAUCUCUAGCUGUGUCCAGGGCAGAGAUGAAUAUGGGCGCUUGCUGAGGAGGACUCUUAUGCGUUAUGUGAAUUUGACAUCUCUGCUGAUCUUUCGCUCCGUGAGCACAGCCGUGUACAAAAGGUUCCCCACCAUGGACCACGUGGUAGGAGCAGGUUUUAUGACAAGAUAUGAAAGAAAAAUUUUUGAUGACCUUAAGUCUCCCCACCUUAAAUACUGGGUUCCAUUUGUCUGGUUUGGAAACUUGGCAUCAAGGGCACGAAAAGAGGGAAGAAUUCGAGACAGUGUGGAUCUGCAGACGCUGAUGAAUGAGAUGAAUAAGUACCGGUCUUGGUGUAGUCUUUUGUUUGGUUAUGACUGGGUUGGAAUUCCACUGGUCUAUACCCAGGUUGUCACUCUCGCAGUCUAUACUUUUUUCUUUGCCUGCCUGAUAGGGCGCCAGUUUUUGGAUACUGACCAAGGGUACCAGGGACAUGACUUAGAUCUUUACAUUCCAAUCUUCACACUAUUACAGUUCUUCUUCUACGCAGGAUGGCUCAAGGUCGCUGAACAACUUAUUAAUCCAUUUGGAGAAGAUGAUGAUGAUUUUGAAACUAACUGGUGCAUCGAUAGAAAUUUACAGGUCUCACUUCUGGCGGUGGACGAGAUGCACAUGAACUUACCAAGGAUGGAGAAAGAUAUUUACUGGAACGAUUCCUCUGCCCGGCCGCCCUACACGAAAGCAGCUGCUGAUUACUGUAUUCCUUCGUUCCUUGGAUCGACUAUUGAAAUGGGGCUGGCUGAUACCGAAUUCCUCUAUGGGGAAGAGUGGCCCUGGGAAGAGGAGAAACACCGAAGACAAGGUUCAGUGCUGAGAAGAGUCAAGAGAUUUCUCAGCGUCCAUGAGGGCCCUUCGUCCCCAGCUCACCGGCGCUACAGUCGACAGACAAGUGAGAAUUCCGUGUUUUUCCCAGCAGACGAAAAGGGGCACAUCAGACGGUUGCAGGAAAUGCACACAAGAGGGAGACACUCUACCUCGAGCUUCAAGAAGAAACAUGAAGGAGUUGACAGAAGUAACAGACUUCAUAGUAGCAGAGAUCUAGGACCCAUAACUGAAACCUCAAGGAAUGAGGCACAACUCAGUGACAGUGACACCUUAUCCGAGACAAACAAACCAGUUCCUGAGGUCAUCAUCUCUGAAGCUGAGGAGAAAGCACCUGAUGGGCUGGGCAAACCAGACCUGCAAAGAGAGCGCACCGCGAGCAUGCCAGAACAAAAGCUCCAAAGGAGCCUAACUGAGGCAAAUGUGUCUCUUCUGGACCAUCCUUUUUUCCCCCCAGAAAUGACUACAUACAUCCCAGGUUCUGAAGUGCAUCAGUCACUUCCUACUGUGAUAGGGGAGCCCAAACAUGAACCCCAUGGUAGUCACAUAGCCGGUUUCAUAGCAGAUCCUGAGAGAAACCUUCAGCGAUGGAGUUUACCAAGCUUCCAUAGUCAUAGUACAGUGUCAAACGCUGACGCUGCACCGCCUUUAACAGAUUCUGGGACAACUUCACAACAAAGGACCUUCAGUGAUGGAAAAAAUGUUACUUCUGAUGCUGCUCCAGAGGUGUUUGAGAUGCAGCACUUAUGGGAAAACCUGGAUAGUAGAGAAACAGCCAUAGUAGAAUUUUCUAAUGAGAAAAGUGAGAGAAAACUUUGACUGUGCUUCCCCUGGGUUUGACUGGUCUUCUUGUCUUCUCUUGAAAGUGGUUCUCACACAGAUUUGCUGAAAGUGCAGAAGGGCAGACGCUAUGCUCAGACAAGUCCUGAGCAAGAUCCAACAUAGGAUUUGGGCAAGUAAAUAGGAGGCAUUAUAGUGAAGUGCUUUAAGCCAGUUGGUCACUGGCUUGAAAUCUGUGACCCUAUGGGGAAAACAUUUAUAGGGAGAGCUGAGAGCCUGAGGAGUGAAUGCAAACCAGCCAGCACACACAGCAGCGAGCUGUGUAGGCUCACCUAGAGGAAACACUGAGGUUAUCAGAAGAGCAGAGGUGGCUCUGUCCACUUUGGUUCCACUCUGAACACUGCUACCUUUGGCCGCCCCUUCAGGUUAAGGUCCAUGACAUCCUUGUAAGACCCACCAACAGUUUUAUUUUCUACUCAAGUGGCUAGAAGGGGAGGUGUGGGUUCAAUUCCCUCCUCAAUCUGGAGAGAUUCAGUCCACCAUCUCUCAAUGCCUGGAGGAACACUUGAAAAAUCAGGCUCCUUGCUUGUGUGGGGCAAUAGCCCUGCUCCUGCUGAAGCUAUGCCACUACAGAGUGCAAAAAUAAAAGGAUUAAAUGUUUAACUUCAUUAAGAAAAACAGAAGAGGCAAAACUGUGGAUGAGCUGGGCAUGGGAUGUCUGAGCCUUGGUCUCUGCUCCUUGGAGCAUGUAUGUGGCAUACCUCGUGGCUGUUUAUUGUAAAAUGCCCUUCCCAGGUGGCCUCCCUAAUGACGACAGGGCUGUGGCACUCUCUCAAGGGAUGAUGGAGUUGCAGGGGCAACUGAGCUUAGGGCUCCACUCUUGCAGAGCUUCAGCUGGAAGUACAAAGGCUGCAGUCAUGCCAGGGAGACAACCAAACGGCCGGGGACUACUAGCAAAAAUUGUCUCUGCUUCCUUCUCCCCUCCCCUGUUCCCAUGCUGCCCAGACGUACCGCACACAUUCUCCAUUAACCCAAACCUGAGCCAGCAUUAGGUGGCUCCUGCUGCUCCAGGGAUGGCCGAGCCACCUCUCUAAACCUCCUGGUAGCAACCUGGCCUUUCAGCUGCGGUUCCUGUAAGAAGUCUCAAAGCAGGCCCUGAAAGCAGCCACAGCUCUUUGUUUUUAGCUCUCACUCACAUCUACAUGAAUGCAAUGAUGCCAGCAUUCCCUACAAGUGAGGAUCCAAGUAGAUGGUCUUCCUAGACGAGGGAGAGACCGGAUAGCUCAGGGGCUGGGAAGAACAGAGAGAGGGGGAGAUGCAGAAAAUGAUGGGGGCUGCAACAGCCAGCAAGUGGUGUGGACUAUAUGGACAGCAAGUCCACCCACUCUCUUGCUCAGAAGGUUGCGCUUCAGACAACAAACCAGCAUCUCUCCCAGGGUAACUGGUAGCCCAGUGGCUCCUGGGAGUCUUCAGGGACCCCCUGAGGCUGGGAAGGGAAUGAACGGAGCUGCCUGCUCCUUCUCCUCUGGUCAACAGCUCACAUGAAGAGACCUUCCAGUAGGUUAUUGCAUACAGCAGGACUCUGCUAUCUCAUCUGGGCAGGUUUUGAUAAAAAAAUCAACUGCCCUCCCCACUUCUGCUUCUUCCAGCUUUGUUUCAGUCUGGGAAUUUUCUCCUGUUGGUGUGCAUUAGAUAUGGUCUGAGCAGUGCCAACCUUUCAAAUCCUUCAAAGGCACUAGACAAAAGCAUAUAUAUACCCAUCAGUUUACGAAGCAGAGGGCACUUAGCCCAAGGAAGAGCUAUUUAAACUCAUAUUAUGGGAAUUUCAGGUAUGCAGAAAAGCCAAGCACAGAUUUCCCAGGCACUUAUGGAGGCACUUCUUCACACCAUGAGAUGAGGUGACGCCAGUGUCUGACAGUGGCUGAGUAGUAAGGUUGGAUCACAGUUUUGGAGUAAGGCGUUCUGGUGCAACCUCACCCUUGCCACUCCGCAACAAGUCCUCAGGCAAAUCCAGUUGCUAUGAUCAGGUUUGGCCAACAAAAUGAGAACCUCAACAAAGCAAAAUUAUAUUGAAAUGAACAGAACCUUAGCCUAGCAGUCCCAUUUUCUGGAUGGCCCUUAGUAGGCAACACACAGCUUCUGGCAGCAUCCUUUAGCUUUUCAGUCAUCAGAGCUCCAGACUGCUGGGUCUCCCUGGGGAAGAGGAUUCUAUUGGCCUGUGACAAUGAUGGAAAUGCAUAGUUUUCCCUUCCCUACAUCAUCAGAGCAAAAAAGAUUCCAGCAUUCCCUCUUUCUUCCCUAUUCCCUAUUUCUUCUUUUAGCUGAAGCCACAUUUUUCAAUUCAAUAUCCAACAGCUGUGCAUGUAUAGGAAGGGUUUUCAUCUGCUGUGGGGAAAGUCUGGCCUAUCAUCUAGCUCUCUUCUCACAGUACAUAAGCUUGAGGAACUGUGCUUCUCUCUGUAAGGGAAUUUAAGCCAGAAAUUAGAGAUGAGUUCAAGUGCUCACUACAAAUCUUCACUGAGGGUCCAGUCCCACCACACCUCCUCACUCUCAUCUUUUGCACAGCUUCCGCCAGGGUUUAAGGUGUUGGAGCAAAGUGCUCACCCUCCCCAACCCAGACAUCAGUAUGUUAUUUUUCACUAUGAGGGUGGUGAGGCACUGGAACAGGUUGCCCAGAGAGGUUGUGGAUGCCCCAUCCCUGGUAGUGUUCAAUACCAGGUGAGCAGCCUGGUCUAGUGGGAGGUGUCCCUGCCCAUGGCAGGGGGGUUGGAAAUAGAUGAUCUUUAAGGUCCCUUCCAACAUAAACCAUUCUAUGAUUCUGUUUCAUCCCGGCACUGCUAAGCCUGAAGAAGCCUUCCCAGCUUCUCAUCAUCCAGCUCUGCUCAUCUUCUGUCAUCUUCUCAGCCUGGCCGCUAGCUAGGAUGCCCACUGCUGCUUUCCACCAGGACAUUAUGCAUCUCAUGAGCAAUGAUUUUGCUGCUUCUCCCACUCAUUCUGCCAGCAUUCCCUGGCCCAGCAACUGUAUUCAUUCUUCGAUGGAGGCUAAGGGUGGCCACACAGUAGCCAUUAGGUAGAUAACAGCUUCAGUUAAGUCCCACAGGGGUGCCUAUUAGACAUGUAGCCGCAUGUUAGAUGAAGAAUGACAGCUCUGAAGUCCCACAAUGUAAUCUGCAAUACACAAAUAGCGUUUCACACAGUGGGCCAGCUCCAGGUUAGCUAUAAUAUUCUGUUUGUUGUUUGUAAAGGAGCUAGUGCUGGGAUCAGUUACCGGAAAGAAUUCCUCUCCUCAUUUAGUCUGUUAUCUCACUUUUGCAAACAUCUGGGGGCUCUGAUUUGUAUUAAAUUAUCUUUUGGGAUUAUGUGCUCUCUUAGGCACUUUUCUCAGUAAGCUAUUUGCCUUAGGACGGUAAAUGGACUAUUUUAGCAAACCCAACAAUUUAUGAUUCAUGUUCACCGGUAUAAGCAAUGUCGAAUUAUUGCAUGAAUAAAGGCACUUUGAGAAACACA